This is a messenger RNA of Asparagus officinalis (garden asparagus), 953 nucleotides long. RefSeq names its product protein N-terminal glutamine amidohydrolase. The coding region runs from base 88 to 681 and encodes 197 amino acids. The record is from RefSeq and is a predicted model, not a curated record. Gene Ontology annotation, molecular function: protein-N-terminal glutamine amidohydrolase activity; protein-N-terminal asparagine amidohydrolase activity. Gene Ontology annotation, cellular component: nucleus; cytosol. The transcript has 6 exons. NCBI's taxonomy places the organism in Eukaryota, Viridiplantae, Streptophyta, Magnoliopsida, Asparagales, Asparagaceae.
CCGUAUCCUCCGCCGUCUUCGUCUUUCGAUCACACGCCAUUCUACUGUGAGGAGAAUGUGUACUUGCUCUGUAAGAAACUAUGCUCAAUGGGGCUUGCGGAUCGCGAGGGAGCAGAUCUUUUUGUUGUGUUCAUAUCCAACGAGGAGAAAAGGAUUCCACUAUGGUGUCAGAAGGCUAGCAAAACAGCAGAUGGAUUGGUGAUAUGGGAUUAUCAUGUAAUCUGCAUUCAGUCACAAAACAAUAAUGAAGGCAAUGCGCAGUUUAUGGUAUGGGAUUUGGAUUCAAGUCUUCCUUGUCCAAUGCCACUUAAGCAAUACAUCAAUGAAGCCAUUCUACCACCCUUUUCCCUCAAUCCCAGAUAUAGCAGGCUGUUUCGGGUGGUUCAUGCUCCUAUACUUUUUCAAUGCUUUGCAUCUGAUAGAUCACACAUGAAAGAUUCCCUUGGAAAUUGGAUUUCUCCUCCUCCUGUGUAUAAACCUAUUGUUGCUGAAGAUGGAACGAAGAAUAACCUUGACGAGUACAUUCAGAUGCGUGCCAGCGAUAUUCCCUCAGAUGUUGAGGCCUUGAUUAAUGGUAUCUACUCCAACAAAUAUGGCGUCGUGAUUAAUGGAACAAUGUUGGAAAGCUUCUUUACACAGAUUUAUCAGCGCCGACAGUUUUCUACUUUAUUGUGCCAGUGAAUGUAUGACAUAUUUCAUAAUAUGUUUCUGGUGCUAUGAACCCUUCUUUUUUUUCUUUUUUUUUUCUUUUUUGUCUCCCUGUGGUUUGAUCCGGAGUGACUAGAAGAUGGUGAGGAACUGCAGAGGAUCUGAUGUAUGGGUGAUGACCAAACCAUGUAAUUUAUCCAGCUUGGGUAUCAAGUUCCAAAUUGUAUUUUUUCUUUUCUUUUCUUUUUAAAUUUUAGUUUAGUUGCAGAUUUAAUUGUAAAGCCAACUAGGCAUCAUUGAAACAA